Pan troglodytes (chimpanzee) is the source of this 2316-nucleotide messenger RNA. RefSeq names its product adaptor related protein complex 4 subunit beta 1 (gene AP4B1). The record is from RefSeq and is a predicted model, not a curated record. Lineage: Eukaryota; Metazoa; Chordata; Mammalia; Primates; Hominidae. Gene Ontology annotation, cellular component: membrane coat; clathrin adaptor complex. Gene Ontology annotation, biological process: intracellular protein transport; vesicle-mediated transport. The transcript has 10 exons. The coding region runs from base 312 to 2306 and encodes 664 amino acids. Gene Ontology annotation, molecular function: clathrin binding.
GCUCGCGGGGAGACCGGCAGCGCGCUUCUGUUUGGUCUCUUGACAAGGGGGCGGGACUUCCGCAGAAAGCAAGAUUGGGCCUAUCCGCGAUGAGAACGGCGUGGAGGCGCAAUUAAGGCUGGAACUGGAGAGGGAGGGGUCUGCGGUCAGUCGGUCGCGGCGCUGGAAAUCCGGCGGAGGACCUAGAAGUAGCGGGAGCGAUCUGUGGGCGGGGCGAACGGCCUGCCGGCCGACGGCUCCCACAUCAGGACGAGAAGGAGCCCUCGAGUUACCGUGGGAGCUGUGGGAGCUGCCCUGUGACUCUUAGGAAGAUGCCGUACCUUGGCUCCGAGGACGUGGUGAAGGAGCUGAAGAAGGCUCUGUGCAAUCCUCACAUUCAAGCUGAUAGGCUGCGCUACCGGAAUGUCAUCCAGCGAGUGAUUAGGAUGCCUGGUGUGCAGGAGUAUAUACAACAGCCUAUUCUCAAUGGUCUGCGGGAUAAGGCUUCAUAUGUCAGGAGAGUGGCAGUCCUUGGAUGUGCCAAGAUGCAUAAUCUUCAUGGAGACUCUGAAGUAGAUGGUGCCCUGGUAAAUGAAUUAUACAGUUUGCUGCGUGACCAGGAUCCAAUUGUAGUUGUGAACUGCUUGAGGUCUCUAGAGGAAAUUCUGAAACAGGAAGGAGGCGUUGUCAUCAAUAAGCCCAUUGCUCACCAUCUCUUAAAUCGAAUGUCAAAACUGGACCAAUGGGGCCAGGCUGAAGUAUUGAACUUUCUGCUACGCUACCAACCCCGCAGUGAGGAAGAACUAUUUGACAUUCUCAAUCUGUUGGAUAGUUUCCUCAAGAGCAGUAGCCCAGGUGUGGUGAUGGGAGCUACCAAACUUUUUCUGAUCUUGGCAAAAAAGUUUCCCCACGUACAAACUGAUGUCCUUGUGCGGGUCAAGGGACCUUUGCUAGCUGCCUGUUCUUCAGAGAGCCGUGAGCUCUGUUUUGUUGCUCUUUGUCAUGUACGCCAGAUCUUGCAUAGUUUACCAGGUCACUUUAGUAGCCACUACAAAAAGUUUUUUUGCUCCUACUCGGAGCCCCACUACAUCAAACUACAGAAAGUGGAGGUGCUGUGUGAGCUGGUGAACGAUGAGAAUGUGCAGCAGGUGCUAGAGGAGCUUCGAGGGUACUGCACGGAUGUGUCUGCGGACUUUGCACAGGCUGCCAUCUUUGCCAUAGGUGGCAUUGCCAGGACUUACACAGAUCAAUGUGUUCAGAUUUUAACAGAGUUGCUGGGUCUUCGACAAGAGCACAUUACCACAGUGGUGGUGCAGACUUUCCGAGACCUGGUUUGGUUGUGUCCUCAGUGUACUGAAGCUGUGUGUCAGGCCCUGCCCGGCUGUGAAGAGAACAUUCAAGAUAGUGAGGGGAAGCAAGCACUUAUUUGGCUACUUGGUGUCCAUGGGGAAAGAAUUCCUAAUGCUCCUUAUGUGUUAGAGGACUUUGUUGAGAAUGUGAAGUCGGAAACAUUUCCAGCUGUUAAGAUGGAGCUGCUCACUGCUUUGCUGCGCCUUUUCCUCUCCCGACCUGCUGAGUGCCAGGACAUGCUAGGACGUUUGUUGUAUUACUGCAUAGAGGAAGAAAAAGAUAUGGCUGUACGGGACCGAGGUCUCUUCUAUUAUCGCCUCCUCUUAGUUGGCAUUGAUGAAGUUAAGCGGAUUCUGUGUAGCCCUAAAUCUGACCCUACUCUUGGACUUUUGGAGGAUCCGGCAGAAAGACCUGUGAAUAGCUGGGCCUCAGACUUCAACACACUGGUGCCAGUGUAUGGCAAAGCCCACUGGGCAACUAUCUCUAAAUGCCAGGGGGCAGAGCGUUGUGGCCCAGAGCUUCCUAAAACUUCAUCCUUUGCCGCAUCAGGACCCUUGAUUCCUGAAGAGAACAAGGAGAGGGUACAAGAACUCCCUGAUUCUGGAGCCCUCAUGCUAGUCCCCAAUCGCCAGCUUACUGCUGAUUAUUUUGAGAAAACUUGGCUUAGCCUUAAAGUUGCUCAUCAGCAAGUGUUGCCUUGGCGGGGAGAAUUCCAUCCUGACACCCUCCAGAUGGCUCUUCAAGUAGUGAACAUCCAGACCAUCGCAAUGAGUAGGGCUGGGUCUCGGCCAUGGAAAGCAUACCUCAGUGCUCAGGAUGAUACUGGCUGUCUGUUCUUAACAGAACUGCUAUUGGAGCCUGGAAACUCAGAAAUGCAGAUCUCUGUGAAACAAAAUGAAGCAAGAACGGAGACGCUGAAUAGUUUUAUUUCUGUAUUAGAAACUGUGAUUGGAACAAUUGAAGAAAUAAAAUCAUAACAGAGUCUUA